Aspergillus piperis CBS 112811 is the source of this 2250-nucleotide messenger RNA. RefSeq names its product CCR4-Not complex 3'-5'-exoribonuclease subunit Ccr4. Gene Ontology annotation, cellular component: nucleus; CCR4-NOT complex; cytoplasm. The coding region runs from base 1 to 2250 and encodes 749 amino acids. Lineage: Eukaryota; Fungi; Ascomycota; Eurotiomycetes; Eurotiales; Aspergillaceae. Gene Ontology annotation, biological process: nuclear-transcribed mRNA poly(A) tail shortening. The record is from RefSeq and is a predicted model, not a curated record. Gene Ontology annotation, molecular function: protein binding; poly(A)-specific ribonuclease activity. The transcript is spliced from 2 exons.
AUGGCAGAUGGUACCUACAGGUUCCAGCAGCCUGGGGCCGGGCAGUUCUUCUUCCAAACACAAACGCAACAGCACUCUCACCAACGUCAUCUCGUACGCAACGGGACCAACUCCCCCACUGGAAGACUAAAAUUUAGUCACGACACUCCUUCUCCCUCACGUUCACCUCCGAUCAACCAAGCUGCUGCCUUGAAUCCAUUUACGAUGUAUACACAAACCCACCAAGGGCAGCAUGUCAUGAUGAAUGGCGGCCAGGCCCACCAGCGAUUUGGCAUGCAGAUCCCCAAGUUCCAAUCGCAGAGCCAUCACCCCCACCCCGCACAGCAGGCCCAUCACCAUGCCCAUCACAACCAAGCUUCUCAUAGCAUCAAUCACCAGCACAACUUCUCCAGUGGGGCAUUGGCUGCCGCCACUCCGCACUUCACUCCCGGCCCCCUCCAGAAUGGCGCUCAUGUUAACGUGGACGAAGAUAUUGACGAGACCAUGAACGAACAUUGGCAGCAGCAACUUCAGUUGGCUGCGGAGUCACGGCAGGCAAGCUCCCCGCAUUAUUACGCCCGCACCGUCGCACAGCAAACCAAGGGUAUCCAGAUUGCGCCCAGUCACCCUGAGCAACAAGAGAAUGGGAGCGGCGAUCGCAAUGGCCUGGUGAAGUCCAAGCCUGCUCCUCGGCAAGGCUGGCAUGCUCUUGAUUUCGGCGGGCAGGGUCUCCGCGCGCUUGCGACAUCUUUGUUCCACUAUACUUUUCUCGAGAAAUUGUACCUCAAUCACAACAAGUUGAAGACGCUCCCUCCGGCGAUUGGCCAACUGCGGAAGCUCACCCACUUGGAUCUGUCGAGCAAUGAUAUUUCGGAGCUCCCCGAAGAGAUCGGUAUGCUCACAAGCUUGAAGCAGCUCCUCCUGUUUGAUAACAACAUUCGCACGCUUCCGUUCGAGAUGGGUUAUCUCUAUAGAUUAGAGAUGUUGGGAAUUGAAGGGAACCCUCUGAAUGAUAUUUUGAAGUCUCAGAUCAUCAAGGAAGGAACAAAGGCCCUAGUCCGGUAUCUGAGGGAAGAAAUGCCAGUGCAUCUUCCUCCCCCGGAUAGAGAUUGGAUCAUCCUGGAUGAGACCGCUAGCUCCUCCAACACUUCCAUCGAGAAGAUUACCGUCCUUUCCCACAACGCCCUCUGCGACUCUUCCGCAACCCCGAGUCACUUCGGUUAUACCCCGUCCCGUGUUCUUUCUUGGGAAUUCAGACGUGAGCUCAUCCUGAGCGAGCUGAGGUCACACGACUCGGACAUUAUCUGUCUGCAGGAAAUCGAUCAAGGCAGUUACAAUGGAUUUUUCCGGGAGCAGCUGGCUUAUAACGAUUACAAGGGUGUAUACUGGCCUAGAGGUAGAGCUAUGGGUAUGCAAGAGGAGGAAGCGAAGUCGGUCGAUGGCUGUGCCACCUUCUUCAAGGGAAGCAAGUUCAUCCUUCUCGAUAAGCAGAUGAUCAACUUCGGCCAAACAGCAGUGCGGCGACCGGAUGCCAAGGGCCAAGAUGACAUCUACAACAGACUCUGGCAGAAGGAUCACAUUGCGGUAGUCAUCUUCCUGGAGAACCGGCUGACAGGCUCCCGCUUCAUCGUCGUGAACGCGCAUCUCUACUGGGAUCCUGCUUUCAAGGACGUGAAAUUGAUUCAGACCGCCAUUUUGAUGGAGGAGAUCACUAAGCUCUCCGAGAAGUACGCGAAAUUCCCACCGUGUACCGACAAGACUGCAUUCCGCUUCUCGGAAGCAGAAGGUGAAUCGGAUACUCCUCCCCCUGAGCCUGCGCCGUCUGUGGAGUAUUCCAGUGGUGAUCAGAUUCCGCUAUUCAUGUGCGGUGAUUUCAACUCGGCGCCUGGGUCGGCAGCGUACAACUUGGUCGCACACGGCCGGCUCACCGAGUCCCAUCCGGACCUGGAGAAGAGGCUCUACGGCAACCUGAGUCGGGUCGGUAUGACGCACCCGUUCAAGUUGAAGUCGGCGUACAACUCGAUUGGCGAGCUGAGCUUCACGAACUAUACUCCGGACUUCAAGGAUAUUCUUGAUUAUAUUUGGUAUACGUCCAACACACUUCAUGUCUCGGCGUUACUUGGGGAGGUGGACAAGGAGUAUCUGCAGAAGGUGCCCGGGUUCCCCAAUUUUCAUUUUCCAAGUGAUCAUGUCGCAUUAUUUGCGGAGUUUACAGUUAAAGGGAAAAAGGGAAAGGUUGUGGAAGCGGAUUUUGGGCCGCAACGGAAUUGA